AUGGCUCAAGCAACCCCCACCUUCACACCGGACAGUGAAUUCGCCGAGCUCGAGACCCCUCAGGACACAAAGGGUGGAAGCCUCUCAAUUACUGCAUUAGCCCGGUUUGAAUUUGAAGCGGGCAAAGGAAAUGAUGGCACUAAAAUCUUGAUGAUUGAAUGGGAGGACGACGAUCUCACUCGAUCCAUGGCCGAUGGGUCGUGGCACGUCUCCUGGGCUGGAAAGACUUCGGUGCUACCCGCCGAUGACCGACCUAGUGAUAGCCUACGUCGCUUCUACUUCUUACUUCCCCCCAAUUCCACUAUUCCUCCUGUCGUCACCGUCCACUACGAGCCGCGGUCAGCCCAGUCAGACGAGACAGAUUCAAACGCCCCUCCACCCAAGCCGCGAGAUACCCUCAGACUCAACCCCCUCCCCGCUAUAUUCCCCCCCGAAUUGGGCGCGACAGGACGUGCGGCAGGAAAGAAAGGCGUUUUGCAUACAAUCUGGGCAAAGAAGCGCCUGCGCGUUUUGGAACAGGAGAUCGAGGCCGAGUCCCGCAACAAUGUGGAGGGAAUUGCGCUGCACAUGGCCCUCAGCGAGAAGGAAUGGAUUGAGGAGAAUUUCGGCCUGACCACGCGCGCCGUCGACUCCGUGUCCAGCAGCCAUGAAUCCUCCGUUUACCCCACAGGGCCCGCGACUCCCGUGUCACCCAUCAGCGGAAGGAAGCUGACCGACAAGCUUAAAGGCUUGAAACUGCAAACAAGUGAGAAGGACCUGUCGGCGAAUGGAGGCUCGUGUCGUGAUACUGCCCAUCUUCUUUCGCCUCAAUCCCCCGAUGUUGCCGUGUCGUUCCGCUCGUUCCGUGACGUCGCUCAUAGACACAUUCACUCCAUGCCAACGCCAGAUACCAACCCCACCCCAACACCAGACUCUCACAUCAAUCCCUCUGGCCCCGAAUCACUCAAGCCGGUUGCGGUCUUCCCACCCUCAGAUUUACAGGAGGCUCAGCAAAACAGUGGUCCCACUGGAUUCUCAGCGAUGGUUGGAAUCUCACGCACCGCGAGCAAUGAUUCCGGCGAGGAAUUGUUCGCCAAAGCCUUGAGCCCACGCUCACCUGAUCUGCCCCGGAGCCCAUUCUCGUUCUGUUGA
Penicillium bovifimosum is the source of this 1131-nucleotide messenger RNA. RefSeq lists its product as uncharacterized. The transcript has 2 exons. The record is from RefSeq and is a predicted model, not a curated record. NCBI's taxonomy places the organism in Eukaryota, Fungi, Ascomycota, Eurotiomycetes, Eurotiales, Aspergillaceae. Bases 1 to 1131 code for a protein of 376 amino acids.